AAAGAGGGACUCCUAUCACAACUCUCAGUUUAAAACAUUCAAAGGUUUUUUUUCUGCUUUUGAGGUCUUUAGUAGUUCUUCUUUUACUUCUUUGCUCUUAUACAUUAAAACUAAACGAUCAUGGCUAUUCGUAUGCCUCGUAUAAUCAAGAAGUCUUCCACAAGUGGAGAUAUUCCAAAAGGCCAUUUUGCUGUGUAUGUUGGGGAGAAGCAGAAGAAGAGAUUUGUAAUCCCCAUAUCGUUCUUGAGUCAACCUUUAUUUCAAGACUUGCUUAGUCAAGCUGAGGAAGAAUUUGGUUUUGAUCAUCCUAUGGGUGGUGUCACAAUUCCUUGCAGUGAGGAUGUGUUCCUUGAUCUCACAUCUCGCUUGAGGAAGUGAGAAGGAAACUAACGAGUCACCAGUUUUUCUCUUACACAAUUUUGUAAAGCUGUAAAGUAGGGUCGACAGAGUGUACAAUUCAGGAGCUAGAAAAAACAGUCAUUUGAAGCUAGUAUGAGGAGAGUUACCACACUCUGACUAGGUUAGACUAAUGAAAUUAGCUCCAUAAAGAAUGGAGAUGUAAUACCUUUUCUCUUGAUUAAGGAGACAUUUUUCUACUUCAAAAGAAAUUGAAGUAAUGAACAUGUUUACUUCUAUGGUUCAAAUCAAUUCCAUAUAUUGAUGGAAUAUUUUAUUGCAAUAUAAUAAUUCUUGCUCAACUUUCUUGGUUU
This is a messenger RNA of Nicotiana tabacum (common tobacco), 710 nucleotides long. NCBI's taxonomy places the organism in Eukaryota, Viridiplantae, Streptophyta, Magnoliopsida, Solanales, Solanaceae. The record is from RefSeq and is a predicted model, not a curated record.